Messenger RNA from Oncorhynchus keta (chum salmon), 492 nucleotides. RefSeq names its product alpha-actinin-1-like. Bases 16 to 492 code for a protein of 158 amino acids. The transcript has 5 exons. Gene Ontology annotation, molecular function: actin filament binding. Gene Ontology annotation, cellular component: Z disc; stress fiber; cell junction. Gene Ontology annotation, biological process: actin cytoskeleton organization; muscle cell development. Lineage: Eukaryota; Metazoa; Chordata; Actinopteri; Salmoniformes; Salmonidae. The record is from RefSeq and is a predicted model, not a curated record.
CUUUCUUACUAACUGAUGCCUGCUCCUGUCUCUCCUCCCCAGACGUUCACGGCCUGGUGCAACUCCCACCUGAGGAAAGCAGGAACACAGAUCGAGAACAUCGAGGAGGACUUCAGGGACGGACUGAAACUCAUGCUGCUGUUGGAGGUGAUAUCAGGAGAGCGCUUGGCCAAACCAGAGAGAGGGAAGAUGAGAGUUCACAAGAUCUCCAACGUCAACAAAGCUCUCCACUACAUCACCAGUAAAGGAGUCAAGCUGGUGUCCAUCGGAGCUGAGGAGAUCGUCGACGGCAAUGCUAAAAUGACCCUGGGAAUGAUCUGGACCAUAAUCCUUCGCUUCGCCAUCCAGGACAUCUCUGUGGAAGAAACAUCAGCCAAAGAGGGUCUCUUCUGUGGUGCCAGAGGAAGACUGCUCCCUACAAGAAUGUCAACAUUCAGAACUUUCACAUUGUCCUAUACCACUAGACACCAUACCGUAGUCCUAUACCACUAG